This is a messenger RNA of Talaromyces proteolyticus, 1992 nucleotides long. RefSeq names its product pentafunctional AROM polypeptide. Gene Ontology annotation, molecular function: 3-dehydroquinate dehydratase activity. Bases 1 to 1992 code for a protein of 663 amino acids. NCBI's taxonomy places the organism in Eukaryota, Fungi, Ascomycota, Eurotiomycetes, Eurotiales, Trichocomaceae. The record is from RefSeq and is a predicted model, not a curated record. The transcript has 2 exons.
AUGGCCACCGAGGUGGAAACUGUGGCCUUGGGCACCGAGAGCGUUGUUUCAGAGUUAAAGCGAACAGUGGUGAUUGUGUAUGGCCCGGGCCAGGAAGGCAUCCUUCAGGUUGUGGCAGAAGUGCUAGGGAAAGCUUGGACGACUGUAUCGGCGCUGUCCAAAGUCGUGUCUGGCAGUGAUGCUCUCGUUUUGGGGAUCUUGACCAAUGACUUUGAGAAUACGAUGUCGGAAGGACGCGCUGAUCCGUCCAAAUUGUUACUUGUCAAUACUCACUGCAUCGAUGAUGGCUCCUUUCCGGUUGAUAGAUUGUCGGAGGGCUGUCAUUAUGAAUUCUUAUACUCGAAAACUCCCUUCCUUCGACGAGACCUGACACGCUUUCUGUCGUUGAUUCUUGGCCAACGGCGCCCUCAUGCUGACCUGGCAACCAAACGACGUACGAAUUUUAUAUCGACCACCUUUCCCGAUGUGCGCGCCGCCUUGCCGAACCUCGAUAUCUUGUCCGUCGGAUCAGACGCGGUCGAGCUUCGCGUUGAUCUUCUAGAGGAACCAGCAUCAGAUGGGAAUCGUAGCCCAAUCCCGAGUCUGAAAUAUGUCGGACAGCAAUUGAUGCUGUUACGACAGCACACUGAAUUGCCUAUAAUAUUCACGACUCGCUGCGUGAAAGAAAAUGGGAAAUUCCCCAUGGAAGAUCCACAGCUAUUCCACAAAUACCUCCGGCGAGCUAUUCAGUGGGGCAUUGAAUAUAUAGAUGUCGAGCUGUGGCUCCCCGAAGACAUUCGACAAGAUCUGUGUGACCACAGAGGAAACAGUAUCAUCAUGUCCGCGUUCCAUGACUUCUCUGGGACAUGGAAAUGGACGUCUCCUGAAGCUCAGAGGCUGUUCAAGGAAGGCGCUCGCUAUGCAGACAUCGUCAAGAUGAUUGCAAUGGUUAACACGAUUGAGGAAAACUACGAACUGGAAUAUUUCCGAUCUACUAUUAAGGCUAAUUACUCCUACCCGCUUCUCUCUGCCGUUAACAUGGGUCAGAAGGGACAGUUAUCACGAGCACUCAACACCGUCUUCUCUCCCAUCACUCACCCUCUCCUACCCAUCAUCGCUGCUCCCGGCCAACUAACGGCCGCCGAAAUCAACGGCGCUCUUCAUAUCAUGGGACAACUUCCCAAACGAGAUAUGUAUGCUAUUGGCACCUUCCGUUCUACGUCACAAUCCAUGUUCAUGGAAAAGUGUUUCAACGAGCUAGGUCUGCCGCACAGCUUUAGCUGCAUUGACCGUGGUCCGCGAGGAUCAAUCGAGUCGGUGAUUAUGCAGCCAAGUUUUGGCGGCGCAUACGUCAAUCCGCCACUCACCAGUUCAGCGUCGUACAUACCCACCAAAAGUGAUGCUGCCCGUGCAAUCGGCUCGAUUGACACCAUCACCGUCAACGGGGCAGACGGGCAACACAAGUUCGUCGGCGAGAACGCCACAUGGAAGGGCAUUCGAGCAACCCUGACAAGGGACUACGUGCCAUCUGCCUACCGAGGCCGAUCAGUCAUCGUGCUAUCCAGCUCAGAAAGUGACGCAACGGCGGCUAUUUUCGCACUGCGAAGUCUCGAUGUAGGCACCAUAUACACCGUCGGCUUCAAAGCAUCCGGCCCGCUGGCCGCCGGCCUAGAGCCGUUUACGUCCAUCCAGUCCGUCAAAUUAGUCGAGCAACCCUUUGUCAUAGUCUCGGCUUUGCCUCCUGAGAAAUCCCUCCUGGUGCAGCCUUUACUCCGCCACUACAGAAGCAGCGGACACACCUCGCCGCCGUCUACUCGUGGUAAAGUGUUUUUGGACUUGACCACAGGGACACGCAAGGGUGAUCCUCUCGGGGUUGCUGCCAGUGCCGGCUGGACCGCAUAUGGCAUCGACGACGUCAACGCGUGGACGACGGUCGAGACGUUGCGGCUGCUCGUGGGUCAGAAUGUCCCGUUUGAUUUCGUCCGCAUGGCCUCUGGUCACGGCAUGUAUUAG